CCUACCCGCGGGGACGCCGGACCUGGUUCUUUCAGCCAGGCAGCUCGUGGGCGGGUCGCGGUUUCCGAAACGCAGCUCCCAGCGGCCUCUCGCCGCCGCGGGCCGGCCGUUCGGCCGCAGUGAGCACCGGGACCGGUAGUCCCUGCGCUGGGCGCCGCCUUUCCAUGUGGCCAGGGCCCCGGAAGGAGUGACUGUCACUCAGUGGCUUCCAGUGGAGAGCAACAUUCUGCGCCUCCUCCACCCCAGCAUCGCCUGCCUGGAGUGGCUGAGACCUGAGAUGUUUGUAGGAAGUUUUGUCUCUCAGACGUGAACAGCCUGCCUUUCAGCCCACCUGUGACCCCUCCUGAGGAACGGCCAGCAUGCCCAAGGUCACCCUGAACGGUGUGACGGUGGAUUUCCCAUUCCAGCCAUACAGAUGCCAGCAGGAAUACAUGGCCAAGGUCCUGGAGUGUCUGCAAAAGAAAGUGAAUGGCAUCCUGGAGAGCCCCACUGGCACAGGGAAGACACUUUGUCUCCUCUGCACCACACUGGCCUGGCGAGAACACCUUCGAGACACCAUCUCUGCCCGCAAGAUUGCUGAGCGGGCACAAGGGGAGCUGUUCCUCAACCAGUCCUUGUCAUCCUGGGGGAGUGCCACUUCUGGAGACACCCCAGCUUGCUACGUGGACAUCCCAAAGAUCAUUUAUGCCUCCAGGACCCACUCGCAGCUCACACAGGUCAUUGGCGAGCUUCGGAACACCUCCUACCGGCCCCGGAUGUGUGUGCUGGGCUCCCGGGAGCAGCUGUGCAUUCACCCUGAAGUGAAGAAGCAAGAGAGCAACCACAUGCAGAUCCAUCUGUGCCGCAGGAAGGUGGCGAGCCGCUCCUGCCAUUUCUACAACAACAUAGAAGAGAAAAGUCUGGAAGAGGUGCUGGUCACCCCCAUCCUGGACAUCGAGGACCUGGUCAAGAGUGGGAGCAGGCACAAGGUUUGCCCAUAUUACCUUUCUCGGAACCUGAAGCAGCAAGCCGACAUUAUCUUUAUGCCGUAUAAUUACUUGUUGGACCCCAAGAGCCGCAGGGCACACAGCAUUGACCUAAAGGGGACGGUGGUGAUCUUUGACGAAGCUCACAAUGUGGAGAAGAUGUGUGAGGAAUCAGCAUCCUUUGACCUGACCCCCCAUGACUUGGCUUCUGGACUGGACGUCAUAGACCAGGUUCUGGAGGACCAGACCAAGGCUGCAAAGCAGCGCGAGCUCUACCUGGAGCCUGACGUGGGCCUGGCUGGCUCGGGGCUGAACAUGGAGCUCGAAGAUAUCGCGAAGCUGAAGACGAUUCUGCUUCACUUGGAAGGGGCCAUUGAUGCCAUUGAGCUGCCAGGAGACAGUGGCGUCACCAAGCCGGGGAGCUAUAUCUUCGAGCUGUUUGCCGAAGCCCAGAUCACGCUUCAGACCAAGGGCUGCAUCCUGGACUCACUGGACCAGGUCAUCCAGCACCUGGCAGGCCGUGCCGGGGUAUUCACCAACACGGCAGGACUGCAGAAGCUCACAGACAUCAUCCAGAUGGUCUUCAGCACCUGCUCACCCGAGGGCAGCCCCAGCUCAGCGGUGACACAGGGGGCUUCCAAGUUCUACAAGGUGCACAUCCACCCCGACACCAGCCAGCGCAGGAGAGCGCAGAGAUCGGAUGCCCGGAGUGCUGUGGCAGCCAGGAAGCAAGGGAAGGUGCUGAGCUACUGGUGCUUCAGCCCCGGCCACAGCAUGCGAGAGCUGAUGUGCCAGGGGGUCCGGUCUCUCAUCCUCACCAGCGGCACACUGGCACCCGUGUCCUCCUUCGCCCUGGAGAUGCAGAUCCCUUUCCCAGUCUGCCUGGAGAACCCCCACGUCAUCGACAAGCACCAGAUCUGGGUGGGGAUCAUCCCCAAAGGCCCUGAUGGGGCCCAGCUGAGCUCGGCAUUUGACAGGCGGUUUUCUGAUGAGUGCCUGUCCUCGCUAGGGAAGGCUGUGGGCCGAGGGCCUCUGCUUCCAGGCAACCUCGCCCGAGUGGUGCCUCAUGGACUGCUGGUCUUCUUUCCUUCCUACCCUGUCAUGGAGAAAAGCCUGGAGUUCUGGCGGGCCCAUGACUUCACCCGGAAGAUUGAGGAGCUAAAGCCGAUGUUUGUGGAGCCCAGGACUAAAGGCAGCUUCUCCGAGGUCAUUGAUGCUUACUACGCCAAGAUCGCCUCUCCGGGGUCCAGUGGAGCCACCUUCCUAGCCGUAUGCCGGGGGAAGGCCAGCGAGGGGCUGGACUUUGCAGACACGAAUGGCCGUGGUGUGAUCAUCACGGGCCUCCCAUACCCGCCACGCAUGGACCCCCGGGUUGUGCUCAAGAUGCAGUUCUUGGAUGAGAUGAGGAGCCAGAGUGGAGCCAGGGGCCAGUUCCUCUCUGGACAAGAGUGGUACAGGCAGCAGGCAUCCAGGGCUGUGAACCAGGCCAUCGGGCGGGUGAUCCGGCACCGUCAGGACUAUGGAGCCGUCUUUCUCUGUGACCACAGGUUCACCCACACCGAUGCCAGAGCCCAGCUGCCAUCCUGGGUGCGUCCAUUUGUCCAGGUGUACGAAAACUUUGGCCCCGUUAUCCGGGAUGUGGCCCAGUUCUUCCGUGUCGCUCAGAGAACAAUGCCUGUGCCCACCCCCCGGCCCACUGCCCCGGGCCCAGCCCUGGGAGAUGGUGCCAUCACAGGGGCUGCGCCACCUGGCCCCCUGCUCCCAACCAAGAGUGCCAAGAAUCUGGAUGUGCAUGUGCCCAGCCUGCAGCGGAGGCCUGCAGGGUCGCCGGCUGCUGGAGACGCCGAGAGCAGUGUGUGCCGGGAGUAUGGGCAGGAGCUGGUACUGGCCCAGCGGAGGCCCGUGGGGCUGCUGGCUGCUCUGGAGCACAGCGAGCAGCAGGCUGGGGGCCUUGGGGAUGAAGCCCUCCCCGGGGAGGAGGAGGUGCAUCGCUGCUCCACCCUGUCCCUGCAGCAUGAGAAGAGACUGGCGGAUGAGCAGCGAGGCUGUAGGAAGAAGAUUAAGCUUGUCAGCAGCCGGACACAGGAGCUGGUGUCCAGUGGGCAGGUGGACAAAGCCAAGUUGUUCAUGGUGGCUGUGAAGCAGGCCUUGAGCCAGGCCAACUUUGACACCUUCACCCAGGCCCUACGGGACUACAAGGACUCUGACGACCUCGCCGCCCUGGCUGCCUGCCUCGGGCCCCUCUUUGCUGAGGAUCCCAGGAAGCACAGCCUGUUCCGAGGGCUCUACCAGUUUGUACGGCCCCACCACAAGCAGCAGUUCGAAGAAGCCUGCCUCCAGCUGACUGGCCAAGGCUGUGGCUACCAGCCACAGCACAACCUUUCUCAAGGGCAGCAGAUACAGCCAGCCCCCGACCCCAGGGGAAGGCGGGAGCCUAACCCCAAGCUGACUGUCUUCAAGGGCGCAGCCAGGCAACUGGAUUCCAGAGGGCACCUCAACCAGGGUGGGCUCCAUCUGACCACCAGGCCUUCUGCCACAGGAAAACCCAGCGGUCACCUGGGAACAGAACAGCAGGGUCGACCCACCGUGACCACCUACCUGGCAGAUGCUCAAAGGGCCCUGGGAUCCGAAGGCUGCAGCCAGCUCCUGGCAGCGCUGACCGCUUACAAGAAGGAUGACAACUAUGAGAAGGUGGUGGCUGUGGUGGCCGCACUCACCACCGCCAGGCCUGAGGACUUCUCGCUGCUGCAGAGAUUUGGCAUGUUCAUGCGCCCGCACCACCAGCGGCAGUUCCGGCAGACAUGUGCAGACCUGACCGGCCAGCCCACCCCAGGCCUCCCGCAGUCUGAGAAACCGGGCAAGGUCCAGAGCACGACUUCCUCCUGCUGGGAACAGAGGCCAGCAAAAAGCACAGGCGCCGACGACGCUGUCUCCCCAGGACCCAGCCAGGCACUCCCUGGGCCCUCCUGUGGCCGAUCGGAGUCCCCGUGGGGUAGGUCAGGGGAGGGGGCCUGUGUUGAGGCCCACGUGCGCCCACAGCCCCGUGCAGAGGGCCCCACGUGCUCCGGCUGCGGGGCAGAGGAUGAGGUGACCUUCCAGUGCCCUGACUGCGACUUCCACCGCUGCCGGGCUUGCUGGCGCCAGCACCUCCAGGCCUCUAGGACCUGCCCAUCCUGCCGUGCUGCCACCAGGAAGCAAAGCCUCUCACAGGUCUUCUGGGCAGGGCCCCCGUGAACUGCCUGUCGGUGGCCUAGGGCCCCCGAGUCUUCGGAUGCUGAGGAACCCUGCUCCGACACUUGCCUCUCUGGUCUGGACCAAGCACCAGCAUCUCUUUGGCCAAGAACCCACAGGACAAUGGGCUGGGUCCACCACAGGCCUCAGGCAGGUGGGGUGGCAGGGAUUCCCUGGGCCACCUUGGGGUCUGUGGUCACCAGAAAGGUCUCUCCAAAACAGUCCCUGGCUGCCGGCUUGUGCUGGAACCCCCAGGGGCUUCACAUCUGAGCCCAGGCCUGGAAGGAAGGGAGCAGGCCAUCCUCCUUUGGGAGUGCUCAGUGGCCCCUGUGCGAGGCCCCCACCUGCCUUAGAUACCUGGAACCCCUCUGAAUAAAGCUGCUGGCAGUGCGUUUCUGUACAUCUCUGUACUGCCUACGCAAGGUCUCUUCCCAAUCAGCCUCAAACAAAUGAGUCCUGAGUCAUCCCUGAUGGAAAACAGCAAAUGUGGGGCCCCCAGCGAGGAGGGGCUGCAGACACCCUGCCCCCUUGGCACCCCUACCCCCUCCAGGAGCCUCCCACGGACCGAGGCUCUGGGG
This is a messenger RNA of Loxodonta africana (African savanna elephant), 4774 nucleotides long. It is a transcript of the gene RTEL1, whose product is annotated as regulator of telomere elongation helicase 1. The record is from RefSeq and is a predicted model, not a curated record. Gene Ontology annotation, cellular component: nucleus. Gene Ontology annotation, molecular function: DNA binding; ATP binding; DNA polymerase binding. The transcript has 35 exons. Gene Ontology annotation, biological process: regulation of double-strand break repair via homologous recombination; DNA replication; negative regulation of DNA recombination. Lineage: Eukaryota; Metazoa; Chordata; Mammalia; Proboscidea; Elephantidae. Bases 360 to 4199 code for a protein of 1279 amino acids.